AUGUCGCUCUGUUAUGUAACAGGAUGGGGAGCUAACCAGACCGAAGGAAACGAUUCUUCAGAAUUACUUGGUGCUUGGAUUCCUCUGAUAGAUUCUUCAGUAUGUCAAAGUAAUUAUGCAGAACCAGGAAAACCAGACAGAAUCACUGAUAGAAUGUUAUGUGCUGGUUCUGCAAAAGGUGACGGUUUUUGUCACGGUGAUUAUGGUGGUCCAUUAGUUGACAAAAACAGGAAACUUAUAGGGAUUGUAUCCUGGGGUACCCAUUGUGGUCAAUCUGAUAAACCGGGAGUUUACACAAAAGUAAAUCAUCCAGAAAUUCUAGAGUUCAUUUUGACGAAAUCUAGUGAUUAAAAAUAUCAUAUCAAAAAUAAUU
Ctenocephalides felis (cat flea) is the source of this 373-nucleotide messenger RNA. Its product is annotated as trypsin-7-like. The record is from RefSeq and is a predicted model, not a curated record. The coding region runs from base 1 to 351 and encodes 116 amino acids. Lineage: Eukaryota; Metazoa; Arthropoda; Insecta; Siphonaptera; Pulicidae. Gene Ontology annotation, molecular function: serine-type endopeptidase activity. The transcript has 4 exons. Gene Ontology annotation, biological process: proteolysis.